CGCCGGGCUGGGGCGCGGCCCGGGCGGCCGUGAGCUGCUCGCGCGGCGGGCGCCGUGCGCCUGCGGCUCGGAGGUGUGCGGCGCGGGCCAGCUCUGCGACGAGCUCGUGGGCGCGUGCGGCGCGCCGAACCGCAGGCUGCAGCCCAGAAAGAAAACGGACACCUCGACGUCCGCAACGACGACAUCGUCAUUCGCAACGACAUCACUGACGACGGUUACCACGACAUUCGUAACGACAUCACUGACGACGGUUACCACGACAUUCGUAACGACAUCACUGACGACGGUCACCACGAUCGCCGCCCAGCUAUGUUCAAUUAGGUGGGAGUCGCCCACGCCGUCGCCCGUGCCAGCUCCUGGUGAUGCGGUGACCGUGUCGGUGAGCAGCAGUGCGAGUUGGGACGACACCAAUUAUGGUAUCUCUUGUACGGAUCAAUUUGGCCAACCCUUGAAUUAUAUACGCGCCGGGAAUGUUUCUCGGGAGACCGAGAAUGUCGCCACGGUGACUUACACUUGCGUGCUUAGUGAUAACACUCCAGUGCCUCUGUAUUGCGAUGGCUUUGUCACAGACCAGCCCGCACCCACCCCGCAGAACUUCCUAACCCGCACAGUCAACGUCAGGGACCAGGUCAAACUAGUCGACAACAGAACAUAUUACGCCUGGUACGACGAGUGUAGCAGCUCGGGCAACCGACGACGACGAAGCUGCAAGUCCCCUGAAGACCCUGCGCUCUUCGGCGACGACUGGGCCGACGCGAAGGCCAAUUCUAAUUGUAUCUCUGACAACGACUUCCACGGCGAUGAGGACUUGGUCGAAUUUUGGUUCUCCGACGGUACGAAUCAAGAGCUCGACGAUACUUACAGCCACACUUGCUCAUGGUGCAGCACCGGCAGCCUCCCGCACACUGAGACAGUCUCGUACACGUGUCGUCGGCGGUCAACGACCAUUACGCGGGAGGUCGUCGUCAUGGAGCAGCUGAGGCUGACCCAGGUCGGGCCGGCCGCGUCCCCUCAGGUCGUCCGGACAGACAGCAGCGUCAGCUGGUCAGACCCAGGGCACGAGUGCGUCAACAACGCCAACCUCCAAUUGGAUGCCGCAAUUUUUGGGGACGUGAGCCCGAGUACCUACGACCGGAGCUCCGCGGGCACCACCACGAUCAGCUACGACUGCCGGCGGCGCACGGGGGACAUGUCCAGUGAGCCUUCGGGCACGCGCCAGGUGAUCAUUCGCGAUGCCAUCGAAUUGCAUGGGGACAAUCCGGACGUCAAGCGCACGUCGGAUGACGUAAACGACCUGUGGCAGGACCCUGGCAGCGACUGCAUCGACAUUGACGGGACGAAUUACGACACAUUGUUGUGGGAUGCUGCGUCGAGCACCUGGAGCAACACGAUUGCCGUUAGCAGGAACAUUGGGCAGACAUUCACGGUGACCUACAGGUGCCAGGCCCCCACCCCCACCCCAGACGUGACGCGUGUGGUCGAGAUCACCAGCCCGCUCUCUCUGGUGGGGUCCUCCACCCAGACGAUCCUGAUACAGAACGAGUUUGGCGCGCCCUCUACGUGGACGGACAAGGGCGCCAACUGCAUCACCCCGAGCGGGUCCCCCAGUCCGGCCCCACCAGACCCCGCGCACAUCGAGAGGAGCUGGGAGGACACGAUCACGGUCAGCUACACGUGCGCGGGCGUCCCGUCCCCCGCCUAUCGGCACGUGGAGGUGAAGUACCCGAUACAGAUUACCACCAGCAACCCGACAGUGUUGUUGCAAGCUGGCAAGUUUGGAGCUCCGAGCAGUUGGACUCCGUCCACCGCAAGUGCCGACGUCACCUGCAUUUACUACGAGGAGGACAUUCUCGCAAGCCCAGUGUCCACGAGUCUGACUGUCAGCGCGACGCCAACCUCAUUGGACAGAAGUGCGAUCGGCAGCUUCACGGUGACGUACUCAUGCGAGUACAACAGCUACACCUCCACUCGCUCUCUGCAGGUCAGAGUGCGCAACCCCAUCGAACUGAUCGGAGGCUCCCAGCUUAAGGAGUUGGCAGAUGGUGGCGACUGGGCCGAUCCAGGCGCGGACUGUAUUGACCUGAGCGGUUCAGCCGUGAAUUGGACUUCCACGGGAGACGUUGACCUCACGGCAGCGGGCACCUUCUACGUGACCUACUCGUGCACUAGUGCGGGAGACACGCAGCAGCUGGUCAGGCAGGUCGAUGUGUACACUUCGCAGCUGACCCUCUACGGCAACAGUCCUCUAGUGAUCCAACAGUAUCGCAGCUUCAGCGAUCCUGGGGCUCUCUGCUUGGAGUCGGAUGGAACCUCCAGCGUGGUCGUCUCCUCCUCCAGCGUGGACACCAGCACGAUCGCGACCACACAGCUGCCUUACACGUGCACCGCCGAUGGCGCCACGCACACCGCGACGAGGACGGUGGUGAUCACUGACGGGAAUCCGCAGUGCAAGCUUCGUGGCAGCUCCGUGUUCGUGCUGGCCGAAGGGGAAACGUUCGAGGACCCGAAGGCGUGCUGCCUAGACCAGGCAGGUCAGUUCUUGGGCUGGGGCACGGCCGUGGGGCCUGCUGCGUCCGCCUGGUCUACGCUGGAGCCCGGGCCGCACGUGGUCGCCUACGCGUGCGCGAGGUCAGGCUUCGCCACAGACACGGAGCAGCGCACCGUCAUAGUGAACCACUCUCCCGAGAUAUACCUCACGGGCCCGGCGCACCUCCGCGUCAUGGAGAACAGCAACUACGUCGAUGAGGGCGCGAUGUGCGCGGACGCCGAGGACGGCCUGAUAUCUACAUGGGGCUCCGACGGGCUUGGCAUCGUGGGUCUGCUUCCGAUUUACCGCGCGGGCGCCGACGCAUCGGGCGUCACCGCCGGCGCCGUGGAGAGCGCGUUCGACGGGGACACCGACGACACUGCGUCCGACUGCAACUGCGUCCAGAUCGCGGCGUCGGAGGUGCUCUGGCUGGACCUCGGCGCGGCCCGGGUGGUGCACAGCUUCCGGCUGUAUGGGGCCAUCGCGGCCGGCACGGUGGCCGUCGGCAACACGCAGACCUCUGGGGGGGUGACCUGCGCGACGGGCGUGGCCGCGAGCGCAGGGAGCCCGACGGCGGAAACGGAGUGCUCAGCCCCGCUUGCCGGGCGGUACGUGCAGAUUGCAGCGGGGAGCGGCGCCAUGACGGUGUGCGAGGUGCUGCUCUACGGCACCGUGGGGCCGGCUGCCCCCGCCACUCUGAGCCUGAGUAUCGACACCAGCUGCUGUUCGGACUGCACUGGGCAUGCGCACCGCUUCGCGGGGGGCAGGGGCCUGGCCAUGGCCGUCAGGGGGGUGCUGCUCCUGCUGAUGGUGACGCUGUGCAGAGGGCAGGCCCUGCAGAUGGCGGCGGCCCGCUUGCAGCGGGGGCGCAAGGCCAUGGAGGCGGCCGAGCAGCAGUGGAAGAGAGCCAAGCAGGAGUUGGAGCGGUGCACGGAGAAGCUUCGUGCCUGCGCGACAGAGGUUAUGAAAGCUGAACGUGAGGAUAUCGCGAAAGCCAAAGAGUUCUUGCCACCUGGGGAACUGCCCGUGCCACGUGGUGCUGUCCUGGACAUCCGGGAGGUGCUCGACGGUAACCUGGAAUUGGAGAUCAGUCUGGGAGUCGACUUGGACGGGUUGGGCCUCGCGCAAUCGGACCAUGACAUAUUGGAGAAGACGAAGAGUGAACUCCAGGUCUGGUCGCGCAAAGCGGUGCAAGACACGCAUGGCCAAAUCAAUGAGAAGUUGCAGGAUCAGAAGGCCAAGGUGCCGACGCAGGCUCUGAGGCGCCUGCGCGAGGAGCGGCGACGGGUGCUGGCCGAGGCUCGGCAGCAGACCCCGCCCCUCGCGCCGCGCCAGCUCCUGGGGAUGAGCAUUCGCUCAAGGUUCAAGAUGCCGCCUCCCUUGCAGUGCUGGGGGACGCAGGAUUGGGGCCUGGAGUCUGAUGAGGGCCCGCAGCAGGAGGAUGACGGCGAGUCGACUGGCGAGGACGACGGCAAGUUCGGCCAGAGAGCAGCGCAGGGAGAGAGCGUGUCGCAGCUGCUCCUCGAGACGGCGCCAGAAGCCCAGGACAGGCUCUGGCGCGAUCUGUCGGCCAGCCGGUCACGGGGCACGCCGCCGAGGUACAUGGUAGAUUCGAAGGCGUUUCGGUUGGAUCCCGAGGCGUCGCUUUCUGUUGGCAGGUCCUUCGCGGAGUGGACUGUGAAGUUUGCGCUCCGCCUGCCCACGCUCAGCGGCUUGCGCCACCCCGCCCGCCAGGUCCAGGUCUGA
Molecule: messenger RNA, 4273 nt
Organism: Prorocentrum cordatum
Lineage: Eukaryota; Dinophyceae; Prorocentrales; Prorocentraceae
Source: the annotation of a GenBank genome assembly